This is a messenger RNA of Ipomoea nil (Japanese morning glory), 4627 nucleotides long. Its product is annotated as ABC transporter G family member 39-like. The record is from RefSeq and is a predicted model, not a curated record. The coding region runs from base 249 to 4607 and encodes 1452 amino acids. Gene Ontology annotation, molecular function: ABC-type transporter activity; ATP hydrolysis activity; ATP binding. The transcript has 18 exons. NCBI's taxonomy places the organism in Eukaryota, Viridiplantae, Streptophyta, Magnoliopsida, Solanales, Convolvulaceae. Gene Ontology annotation, cellular component: membrane.
UUAUAUAAUCACAGUCCGCGAUCCUUUCUCUGCCAUGAACGGAGCUUCUCCGCUCCGGCGAGUAGAACCAUGUUCCUUAAGUCAUAAAACACUGUAAUAAUUACACAUUACACAUAAUAUAUAAUACUCAGUUAAGCUGAGCAACAAUCCAUGCACUUAUAAAUCUUGGAUUUUUCACGUCAAGAUCGAGGAGUUUUAAUUUGCAGUACAAUGAAGAAAGAAGCGAUCGAUCUUUGAAGCAACAAAAAAUGUCGAGGGUGUUGGAGGAAGAUGAUCGGGAAAUCUCAUAUAGUAGCAGGAGGAGUAGUGUGGGUUCGAGUAGCAGGCGGAGUUGGCACUCCGCCGCCAACCUCCGGGAGGUGGCGUGGCUGGGGACGGCGGACGUGUUCGGCCGGAGCGCACGGCGGGAGGAGGAGGAGGAGGAGCUGCUGUGGGCUGCCAUCGAGCGGCUGCCGACGUUCGAAAGGAUGAGGAAAGGCAUGCUGAAGCAUGCAGCGGUGGGCGGCGGCGACGGCAGACUUGUGGCGGAGGAAAUCGACCUCAGAAAGCUUGGGAAGCAAGAAAGGGAAGUGUUAAUGGAGAGUAUACUGAAAGGUGAUGAGGAAGACAAUGACAGGUUUCUUCUACGGUUUAGGGAAAGGAUUGAUAGGGUGGGGGUUAAUAUACCAAAGAUUGAAGUAAGGUAUGAACAUUUGUCAGUGGUGGGAGAGGCACAUGUUGGGCAUAGGGCAUUGCCCACUUUGGCUAAUGCCACCAUGAAUGCAAUUGAGAGUCUUCUGAGGAUGGUUCACCUUGCCCCUUCUAAUAGAAGAAGCAUUCAAAUACUCAAAGAUGUCAGUGGCAUUGUCAAACCAUCAAGGAUGACACUGCUUUUAGGUCCCCCUGGUGCAGGGAAAACAACAUUGCUGAGGGCACUUGCAGGAAGGCUUGAUGAUGAUUUAAAGAAAACGGGGAAAGUUACAUAUUGUGGCCAUGAAUUUCAUGAAUUUUUCCCACAAAAGACAUGUGCUUAUAUUAGUCACCUUAAUCUUCACCAUGGAGAGAUGACAGUGAGGGAAACUCUAGAUUUCUCGGGCCGCUGUUUGGGGGUUGGAACAAGGUAUGAAUUGCUGGCAGAACUGUCGAGACGGGAGAAGCAAGCGAGAAUCAAACCAGAACCUGAACUCGAUGCAUUCUUGAAGUCCAUUUCAGUCGCUGGCCAAAAGACCAGUUUGGUCACUGAUUACAUUAUCAAGAUUCUUGGGUUAGACAUUUGUGCAGACAUCAUAGUUGGGGAUGAAAUGAGGAGGGGUAUCUCGGGUGGACAAAAGAAGCGUCUAACCACUGGAGAAAUGUUGGUUGGACCUGCAAAAGUUCUUCUAAUGGAUGAAAUAUCGACUGGGUUAGAUAGUUCCACAACUUUUCAAAUUGUGAAAUAUAUGAGGCAAUUGGUUCAUGUUAUGGAUGUAACAAUGGUGAUUUCUCUGCUCCAACCAGCCCCCGAGACGUAUGAUCUUUUCGAUGACAUAAUCUUGCUCUCAGAAGGGCAGAUUGUGUAUCAAGGUCCAAAGGAAAACGUUCUCGAGUUCUUUGAGAAAACGGGAUUCAAAUGUCCUGAGCGGAAGGGAAUUGCUGAUUUUCUCCAAGAAGUGACCUCCAAGAAUGAUCAAGAACAAUACUGGUUCAGAAAAGAGGAAACAUAUAGAUACAUCUCGGUUCCCGAAUUUGCAGAGGCUUUCGAUUCGUUUCAUCUUGGCAACCAGCUUGCCUAUGAGCUUAGCGUUCCUUACGAUAAGCCCGAAACUCACCCUGCUGCAUUGGUGAAAAGGAAGUACGGUAUCUCCAAUUGGGAGUUACUCAAGGCAUGCUUCUCCCGGGAGUGGCUGCUAAUGAAACGUAACUCUUUUGUUUACAUUUUCAAGACUUGUCAGAUAACCAUCUUGUCCAUUUUUGCCCUUUCGGUUUUCUUGAGGACAAAGAUGCCAUAUGGUAGACUACAAGACGGGAGGAAAUUCUAUGGGGCUCUGUUCUACAGUCUCAUCAAUGUGAUGUUUAAUGGAACGAUCGAGACAGCAAUGACAGUUAUGAGGCUUCCUGUGUUCUUUAAACAGCGGGAUCAUUCGUUCUAUCCCGCUUGGGCCUUUUGCCUGCCAAUUUGGUUCUUGAAAAUACCCCUAUCGUUCAUCGAAUCAGCAAUUUGGAUUGUUUUUACAUAUUACUCAAUCGGUUUCGCUCCUUCUGCUGGAAGGUUCUUUCGUCAUUUUUUGACGUUAUUUAGUACACAUCAGGCGGCUCUUUCUCUAUUCCGAUUCAAUGCAGCAAUUGGAAAAACACUGGUGGUUUCAAGCACCUUAGCUACAUUUACCUUGUUGUUGGCCUUCGUGCUUAGCGGUUUCAUAAUUGCUUACAAUGACAUUAGGCCAUGGAUGAAAUGGGGUUAUUAUGUUUCUCCUAUGAGUUAUGGGGAGAAUGCAUUAGUCAUGAACGAGUUUCUCGACGAAAGAUGGAGCGCUCCUAAUAUAUACCCCAAAAUUCAAGAACCUACUGUAGGGAGAGCACUUCUCAAGGCGAGAGGCUUUGUAACAGACAACUACUGGUUCUGGAUUUGCAAUGGAGCUCUCUGGGGAUUUUCGCUUCUCUUCAAUGCUUUAUUUAUAGCAGCACUUUCUAUCUUAAAUCCUUAUGGUGACUCAAGGGCUGCAGUCUUGGAUGAGGAUGUUGUUGAAAAUAAGAAAAACGAGUCUUUUGAAGGUAUGAUUCCCGAAAAGAGGAAUGCUUCGAGGAGAGGAAUGGUUCUUCCUUUUCACCCCUUGUCGCUUGCUUUUAACCAUAUCAACUAUUACGUGGAUAUGCCAUCUCAAAUGAAGAGUGAAGGCGUUAACGAAGACCGCCUCCAGCUCCUUCAGGAUGUUAGUGGUGCUUUCAGACCGGGAGUACUGACAGUGCUUGUAGGUGUCACGGGUGCUGGAAAGACAACCUUAAUGGAUGUCUUAGCGGGACGAAAGACCAGUGGAUACAUCGAAGGUAGCAUCAGCGUUUCCGGUUAUCCAAAGAACCAAUCAACUUUUGCUCGAGUCAGUGGUUACUGUGAACAAAACGAUAUCCAUUCACCCAAUCUUACUGUUUAUGAAUCCGUCAUUUAUUCUGCUUGGCUCCGUCUUUCUGCUGAUAUUAACAAGAAUACACGCGAGAUGUUUGUAGAAGAAGUGAUGGGACUGGUUGAGCUUAAUCCUAUAAGAAAUUCGUUAGUUGGUCUUCCCGGGGUGGAUGGUCUUUCGACUGAACAAAGAAAACGGUUGACAAUCGCUGUGGAGUUGGUUGCUAACCCGUCUAUAAUAUUCAUGGACGAACCAACAUCCGGGCUCGAUGCCCGAGCUGCUGCUAUUGUUAUGCGAACUGUAAGAAAUACAGUGGACACUGGGAGAACCGUUGUGUGCACCAUUCACCAGCCAAGUAUCGACAUAUUUGAAGCUUUUGAUGAGUUACUAUUGAUGAAGAAAGGAGGACAGAUGAUUUAUGCAGGACCACUCGGUUGUAACUCUCGUAAACUGAUAGAAUAUUUUGAGGAUGUGCCCGGGGUUCCUAAGAUCAUGAACGGAUAUAAUCCCGCUACAUGGAUGUUGGAGAUCACUGCUACUGCAUUUGAGGCACAAAUUGGAGUUGAUUUUGCAGACAUUUAUGCCAACUCUUCGCUCUAUCAGAGGAAUCAAGAACUCAUAAAAGAACUCAGCACCCCGCCACCCGGUUCUAAAGACCUUCACUUCCCAACGAAAUACUCCCAAACAUUCGUCGAACAAUGCAAAGCUUGUUUCUGGAAACAACAUUGGUCUUACUGGAGGAACCCACAGUACAAUGCCAUUCGUCUGUUCGUAACAAUACUUACCGGGAUUUUGAUUGGAAUUAUCUUUUGGGACAAAGGAGACAAAGUGCAAAAGCAACAGGAUCUGGAGAACAUCAUGGGAGCUAUCUUUUCUGCUAUAAUUUUCAUUGGAGCUACAAACACUAAUUCAGUGCAAGCUGUGGUUUAUGUAGAGAGAACGGUUUUCUAUCGUGAACGUGGUGCUGGGAUGUAUUCAGCUUUCCCCUACGCGUUUGCUCAGGCUGGUAUAGAAGCAAUCUAUGUUGCUGUUCAGACCAUUUCGUAUUGUCUCCUACUAUACUCGAUGAUUGGAUUCGAGUGGACAGCGGGGAAGUUUCUAUGGUUCUACUACUUCAUGUUCAUGAGCUUCUUCUACUUCACACUGUUUGGAAUGAUGCUCGUUGCACUAACUCCCGGGGUCGAGUUUGCUUCCAUCGUUAUGGCUUUCUUCCUCACCUUCUGGAACCUCUUCUCUGGUUACCUCAUUCCCAGAACACAAAUUCCAGUAUGGUGGAGAUGGUACUACUGGGCAACACCGAUUUCGUGGACAAUUUAUGGGCUAGUGGCGUCGCUGUUAGGGGAUAAAGAGUCUCUGGUUGAGGUUCCUGGAGAAUUAGAUGAUAUGACAGUGAAAGAGUUCCUUAAAGAUAACUUAGGAUUUGAUUAUGGUUUCCUUCCUGCUGUUGCUGUUGGGCAUGUUGGUUGGGUUCUCCUCUUCUCCUUUGUGUUUGCUUAUGGUAUCAUGUUCCUUAACUUCCAAAAGAGAUAAUAAGACUAUCAAAUUUUCCU